Messenger RNA from Clarias gariepinus (North African catfish), 993 nucleotides. RefSeq names its product trace amine-associated receptor 6-like. Gene Ontology annotation, biological process: G protein-coupled receptor signaling pathway. The transcript has a single exon. NCBI's taxonomy places the organism in Eukaryota, Metazoa, Chordata, Actinopteri, Siluriformes, Clariidae. Gene Ontology annotation, molecular function: trace-amine receptor activity. Gene Ontology annotation, cellular component: membrane. The record is from RefSeq and is a predicted model, not a curated record.
AUGAACCUGUUGGAGUUUAAUCAGUCUGAUCGCUGUGAGCAUUUCUCCUGUCCAGAAAGAUCUGUAUCUCCUGCAGUUUAUAUCUUACUGUAUGUGUGUUCAAUUGCUGUGGUUCUGCUAACAUUGUGUGGAAAUCUGCUGGUCAUCAUCUCUGUUUUUCACUUCAAGCAGCUUCACACACCGACUAACAUGCUUGUGCUCUCUCUGGCUGUGUCAGAUUUCCUCAUAGGUGGUUUAAUAAUGCUUCCAGAGUUAAUCUGGAUGAUUGAGUCAUGAUGGAUGUUUGGAAGAAUUUUCUGCAUUAGUUUUUGCUUAAUUAGUGUAUUUAUUAUGAUCUUCUCUAUUUAUAAUAUUGCUUUGAUUUCUGUAGAUCGUUUUUUGGCUGUCUCAAAUCCAUUUCUUUACACAAACAAAAUCUCUGUAAGGUUAAUGUGCUUUGUGGUUUAUUCUAACUGGUGUGUGUGUGUAGCAUAUAGCAUAACAUUUUAUUAUUUGAAUGAAAGCUCCAUGAGUAGUAUAAUGUGUUCUGGAGAGUGUUUUCUCUUUCUGAGUCAAGAAUGGCCUGUAAUUGAUCUUGUAUUUACAUUUAUAUUUCCACUUUCAGUGAUAAUCAUAUUGUAUACUCGAGUUUUUGUGAUUGCUAAGAAACAUGCUACUGCUAUCAGAGAGCUUAAUAAUCACACACGACCUAAAACACAGAAAAUCACCUCACACUCAAUGAAAUCUGAGAGAAAAGCAGCCAAAGUCCUCAGCAUUUUAGUGUCUGUGUUUUUGCUGUGUUUACUUCCAUAUUUCAUUUGCAGUUUGUUAGCUGAUGUUAUUAUACUACAAGCAGAAACUUAUCUAAAACUUGCGAUGUUGGUUUGUUUCAAUUCCACCAUUAAUCCAUUUAUUUAUGCUCUGUUUUACCCGUGGUUUAGAAAAUGCAUUAAAAUCAUUUUAUAUUUUCAAAUAUUACAAACAGAUUCAGCAUUAAUUAAUGUUCUUUCAUGA